CUCCCGUUCUGUCCUGAUGCGGUAGACGGUGUUUGCGGAAAUUGGCGGAAUGUGGAACCGGGCAGCGCCGUCCCCAUUGAUCUACUUUUCAGCAGGCGGGCGAAACGUUCGGGGACCGAGGAUGGAUCCCCGAUCCGCUCCGGUGCUGCUGCUGCUGCUGCUGCUGCUCGGCUUCCUCCGGGGGAUCGCUGCAGGAGCUGGAGGGGGCGAUGUGUUGGCUGCCAUUGGUUCAUCAGUUUUACUGGAUCCUGGACACGGAGCUAAUCUCAGCAACAGUCAGGUUGAAUGGACGUUCACCGGCAGCGAUGGAAAACUUGUCACUAUUCUGGAUUACGUUCCAAAUUUCCCAAUAGUAAAACCAAAUGAGGCCUUCAAAUCCCGUUUACAUUUUAAUGCAGCCAAUGGAUCAGUGACGUUGACCAAUCUGAAACCCAGUGACCAAGGGGUUUAUACCGUCACUGUGGGUAGUAACUGGAAGAGGAGUAUGGAUCUGAAACUCAUUGAACCAAUACCAGAACCUUUGAUCAAAGCUACCUGUGUGGAUUCCGCUGUUGAGCUGAUCUGUCUAGUGGCUGCAGGGAAAGCAAGUUCCAUUCUGUGGAAGAAAGGUCCUGAUGUGAUAAAGAAUAGCCAACAUUAUCAGUUGGUGCAGAACAACAGCAAGCUGAUCAUUGUUAAAGCCACCGAAACAGACUGUGGGAUCUACUCCUGCAUCGUGGAAAAUAUGUUAAGCAAGAACAGCAAUGCACAUUCUCUUAUUUUACACGAUGUUCCACUGCUACUCAACUGCGCAAAGAUAUUAUCCAUCGCUGCGCUGGUCACUGCUGUUGUUACCUUGAUUUGUAAAAUAAUUGAGUUCUUCAUUGAGCUCAAAACGAGAAGUAAGCAGAAGCAAGGUCUUCAGCUUCAUCAAAAUCUACUCCAAAUCUUGCAGUUCCUUCUUCUUAUCGGUGCAUUUGGUUGCUGGAUCUACACUGAAGGGCCUACCAAAAUCACAGUGAUCGUCUUGAUGUUUUUAUUGCUCCUGUUAGCAGGAGUCGUAUCUUCAACUUGGUGCAUGAUGUUCUAUAACACAAAAAAGUUCAGCAAGAUCUACAUUGCUAAACCUUACCGUCUGAUACAAAUGGUUUCUGUGACUCCAGCGAGUGGAAUCGUUGUGAUCUGUCUGUCGUGCUCGCUGAUUGUGGACACAGUGAGAGAAGCUGGUAACAGGUGUGAGCCAGCAGCCAAGCACCAAUCAAGUUUAAUUCGUGCCUCGGCAGUCCUGUUAUUUUUACUUCUGAUAUGCAUUGUAUUUUACAUCAGAGACGGGAAAUGGAGGAAUUGGAUUACAAGGAACCCAUCUGCAAGUAACACUGGAAGAGAACCUGAUGAACAUGGUAAACAGUUGAACGAGCCAUUCUUAAAACAUACUGACGAUGAGCUAACAUAAACGCAGAAAUGAUGAACUGGAUCUAAUCUGGAAAUGAUCUAAUCUGCUGCCAUUGAAGCAUUUCAGAGUCUUACAUUUCAGAGUCUGAAUACCUUGGGACCAGGAGCACCUGGCUUAAUGUUUUCCGCCCUUUAAUUUUGAAAGGGGGAGAGUUACAGUUUUGUUUGUACUUUUGAUGAGUUCAGAAACACACAGUUAUGGGUUGGAUAUGACAUUCUCAGGUUUAAACAACAUUUUGAAACAGGAAGUGGGAAUUAAGUGGUAAUAGUUAGUGGCAAUCUAUUCCUAAACAAGAAUUAUCUGACUAGGUGUGAGGGGCUGGCAUGUGGGUAGCUUGUAGGAAAAUGGCAAGUGAAUUGCUUAAAAUUAAUAUCACAUUUACUGCUUCCUUCCUGUGCACUUUUCACUUCCUGCCAUUUUUUCUGCCCAACACAUUGUUGUUCUUUUGCUUUUAAUGCUAGGAUUCCAGGGUUUGUCCCAUUUCAGUUACCUGUCCUUUUCAAUCAACUGUCCCCUUUCUCCCAUUGGUAGCAAUCCUGCUGGGUGUAUUGAGUGCCCACCUUCCAGUGCUGCUGUUCAGACAAUCUCAGUCCCUCCCACCUCCCAGACUCAGUGGGAGAAACUGCCCAACCUUUUAGCUUUUGCCUCGGGAAACACUAGUUCAAUCUCUUGUCAGGUCUUUAUCAUUGACGUGAUUUCGUGAUUCGAUUAUGUCAUCAGAUUAUACCCCUUUGUUUCUUGAAGAUAUGGUUUUAAUGAAGUGCUGAGAGGUUGGAAGUGUGCAAAUUAUACUGAGACAAGACAAAAUGGGUGGCAUGGUGGCUCAGUGGUCAGCACUGCUGCCUCACAGCGCCAGAGACCCGGGGUCAAUUCCCGC
Chiloscyllium plagiosum (whitespotted bambooshark) is the source of this 2309-nucleotide messenger RNA. NCBI's taxonomy places the organism in Eukaryota, Metazoa, Chordata, Chondrichthyes, Orectolobiformes, Hemiscylliidae. The record is from RefSeq and is a predicted model, not a curated record.